AUGAUUGCUUUGCAGGAGACCAAGUGCAGAAGGAGCGACGUACGACAGAUGAAUGACGGUACACUCAUCAUACGUGGAGAGAAGGUUCCGUCGCGAAAUGUAGACGGUGUUGGUUUUGUUGUGCACCCAACUGGAGUCCAUCUUGUCGAUUCUCACGAGAUCCUGUCACCUCGUUUUGCCAUUCGUCGCCUCUGCCCUCUGUUCCAAAAACCAUCAAUAUCAUCAACUGCUACUCACCAACAUCAGCAACUGAUGAAUCUGAAUUGGACGCGUUUUAUGAGGAGCUGGAGGAAGAAGUCCUUCCACAAAAUCAUUGUAGGAGACUCCAACGCAAAACUAGGGAACACCACAGAAGAGGAAUACAAGAUCGGAAGAUUUGGAUUAGGGGACCGGAACUAA
Molecule: messenger RNA, 399 nt
Organism: Necator americanus (New World hookworm)
Lineage: Eukaryota; Metazoa; Nematoda; Chromadorea; Rhabditida; Ancylostomatidae
Exons: 1
Coding region: 1-399 (132 amino acids)
Source: RefSeq, a predicted model, not a curated record